Molecule: messenger RNA, 627 nt
Organism: Babesia sp. Xinjiang
Lineage: Eukaryota; Apicomplexa; Aconoidasida; Piroplasmida; Babesiidae
Product: DNA excision repair protein ERCC-1
Exons: 4
Coding region: 1-627 (208 amino acids)
Biological process (GO): mitotic recombination; nucleotide-excision repair; meiotic mismatch repair
Cellular component (GO): nucleus; nucleotide-excision repair factor 1 complex; ERCC4-ERCC1 complex
Molecular function (GO): single-stranded DNA binding; damaged DNA binding
Source: RefSeq, a predicted model, not a curated record
AUGGACAGUAGCGAGCCUGUAGCCGCGAAAGAGCACUGCAUAGUCGUGUCAUCGAGACAGCGCGGCAACCCCUUAAUAAAACACCUAACAAACGUCACUUGGGUGGAAGGAGAGACACAAUACGAUUACAAGGUGACUGAUGCCAUCCAGGUACUCUUUUUAUCGCUAAAGUACCACCGGAUGCACCGAGGAUAUAUAGUAGCAAGACUGAAACACCUGAGAUCACACAAAGUCAAGAACCCAUUCAUAAUAUGCCAGGUAGAUAUACCGGACCCGCAGGAUACCAUCGAGGAACUUACAGUCAUUACUUUUACCCUAGGAUAUAGGAUAUUGCUCAGCUGGAGCGCACGUCAAAGUGCUGCCCUAUUGGAAAUACUUAGGAUAGACGGGAGGAAGGGACUGGAAUUUCUAAACAGGAAAGAAAUUAAGUCGCAUAUGCGGGAAGUGCAAGAGGUCAUAUCAUCUGUCAGACGUGUAAAUAAUACUGAUGCUGCAGAGAUAGUGAGACGAUCCUACAGCUUCAAACAACUCAUACAUGCAAAAUCAAGCCAGUUCGAAGAAAUACCAGGGCUAGGGAAACGCAAGAUACAAGCCCUAUUAUCGGCUUUCAACGACAGCUUCUUCUAA